UCGCGAUGAUAUCACUGUGGUACAAUGAAAGUCUGUGCUUGUAGACUACCAGUGAGGAAAGUGAUGUUUAUAUUAAGCCAUACAUGUAUCAUCCGGGGUUCAAUCCAUCAACUUCCACCCAGUAGCGUUACGUACCUAUAAGAUUAUUGUAACACCCAGUAUGAUAUCCCUCCGCUUGAACCUUCACACGGACGUACCUCUCAUCACAAAUUCAUGACUCUAUUUCAGGAAUACAAACGAUGUUAUUGCUUCACUGCACACAAUAUUGAAGUCAGAAUAAUCAUCUGCUCAGAAGUCAUUGCGUUCGAAAGUAAUUGGUUUCCAAAAGUGAAUAUUGGAGAGGAGUUCAGUACCUUGAUGGACACGGGUCAUAACAAGCCUUGUGAUACCCAACGGAUCGGGCUGUAGGUUCCAUUCGACCUGAUUGUCAAGCCAGGGCGAGUCUGCCCGCGCCAAGGCAGUCAGAUGGUGCAAAGUUCAUCGCAGUGAUCUCCGUGUUUUGCGAAUGCAUCUCAUCGAUACUGAUCUACUUUGUUAGUUGAACUGUCACACAUGGUCAAGUCAGAUGGAUAAAAUGGAUCUUUCUUCUUCACUGGUCCUCAUACUAGUUUUCAUUGUGUCAGUGGAUUACGCAGCGAGUCAAUCUGACCUUGACAACGGAGCAGAAGUUGAUACCUUCGGUUACGGAGAGAACUUGACGAUCGUUUCACCAAACUAUCCAGACUACUAUCCAAAUAACGUCAACACUCAAUGGCUUGUUUCUGGACCAGCAGACUACCAGAUCAUGGCAGUUUUUAGCACCUUUGAUCUGGAAUAUAACUAUGAUUUCCUGAGGGUUGGUUCUGGUCUUGAUCCAGAUGAUACAGCAUCAUUAUUGGCUAAUCUCUCAGGUUCUUCUCUACCUGAUAUCAUAGUCUCUAACAGCAAUGAGAUGUGGCUUGGUUUCACCUCAGACGGUUCAAAUACAGAGCUUGGGUUUAGGAUGAACAUCGAAGUUUAUACUCCAGGAAACUAUACAGAUCUUGACAACGGACCAGAAGUUGAUACCUUCGGUUACGGAGAGAACUUGACGAUCAUUUCACCACACUAUCCAGACUACUAUCCAAAUAACGUCAACACUCAAUGGCUUGUUUCUGGACCAGCAGACUACCAGAUCAUGGCAGUUUUUAGCACCUUUGAUCUGGAAGACAACUAUGAUUUCCUGAGGGUUGGUUCUGGUCUUGAUACAGAUGAUACAGCAUCAUUAUUGUCUACUCUCUCAGGUUCUAUUUUACCCGGUAUCAUAGUCUCUAACAGCAAUGAGAUGUGGCUGGUCUUUACCUCAGACGGUUCAAAUACAGAGCUUGGGUUUAGGAUGAACAUCGAAGUUUAUAUUCCCGGAAACCAUACAGACAAUGUGACCUAUUCUUCACUCCAGGACUCAGGGAUUUUCUUCGCGGAUAACUGUGUUGAGGAGUUCUGCUAUGGUGGCGAGGAAACGACUGUAUGUAGAUGCGAUGAUAUGUGCCAAUUCUUUGGUGAUUGCUGUCCAGACUACCCUCUGCCAAUCUCCAGCGAGACUCCAUCAAACGAGACUCUCUCAACCGAGACUAUAUCAAACGAGACUCUAUCAAACGAGACUCUAUCAAACAAGGCUUUACCAAACGAGUCUCUAUUAGACAUUGGCGUAUGGGAAUGUAUCGUUGAUUCUUUUCUACCACUAUUCUACCCAGAGCUCGGACAUGGUUACAGGAUGAUUGCUAGGUGCCCAUCAGGAUGGUCUUUAGAGGAGGAUGUCAAACGAAACUGUGAAGAGGUUUCUCCCAAUGCAACUAUCGAUGUUCUUUAUAUCUACCAGGACACAGAGACAUCAUACAUCGACUUCAAACUCCUAGCCGAGACGGUUGCAAGGACAUAG
Strongylocentrotus purpuratus (purple sea urchin) is the source of this 1897-nucleotide messenger RNA. RefSeq names its product CUB and sushi domain-containing protein 1-like. The transcript is spliced from 6 exons. The coding region runs from base 566 to 1897 and encodes 443 amino acids. Lineage: Eukaryota; Metazoa; Echinodermata; Echinoidea; Camarodonta; Strongylocentrotidae. The record is from RefSeq and is a predicted model, not a curated record.